Molecule: messenger RNA, 2430 nt
Organism: Abrus precatorius (Indian licorice)
Lineage: Eukaryota; Viridiplantae; Streptophyta; Magnoliopsida; Fabales; Fabaceae
Product: cation/H(+) antiporter 15-like
Exons: 3
Coding region: 1-2430 (809 amino acids)
Biological process (GO): regulation of pH; proton transmembrane transport
Cellular component (GO): membrane; endomembrane system
Molecular function (GO): antiporter activity
Source: RefSeq, a predicted model, not a curated record
AUGGAGCCAGGAAAUGGAAACCUGACAUUGGUAUGCCAAGAUCCCCAUGGUUAUGGUCACAAUGAUAUAUGGCACCUUGGCAACCCACUCGAUUCCCCCACUUGUCUUCUCCUUGUGCAGGUGGCUUUGAUUACCGUAGUCACACAGUUCAUAGACAUUUGUUUAAAGCCACUCGGACAAUCUUCCCUUGUUUCUCAGAUUCUUGGUGGAGUGGUAUUUGGGCCAUCAGUUAUUGGGAAGCAAAAGAUGCUGGCGAACAUCUUAUUCCCUGCAAGGGGUGUUGUAGUGCUUGAUACAGUUGCAUCGUUUGGCCUCAUGUUCUUCUUCUUCAUAUGGUGUGUUAAAAUGGAUCUUGCCACACUGUUGAGGACAGAAAAGCAUGCUAUCGUUAUUGGUUUUUCUGUAUUCUCAUUUACAUUGGUAAUACCUACUGGGGUGUCCUUUUUGAUGAGGAAAUAUGUUGCGAUGAACAAGACCCUCUCACAUGCACUACCCUUUGUAGCUUUCUCACAAACCUUAACUGUGUUUAUCAGCAUUGCAGUCCUCUUGACAGAUCUCAAAAUCCUCAACACUGACAUAGGACGUUUAACAAUGUCAGCAGCAAUGUUUGCUGAUAUUAUUGGCUUUAUUUCGACAGUGAUCAUGUUUUCCAUAUUGCAGAAUAAGAGUGGUAGCAUGCUGACACUAACAUGGAUCAUUCUAUCUAUAGUUGCACUCUUACUUGUUAUUUUAUUUGUCAUGAGGCCGCUAAUACUUUGGAUCGUAAAGCGCUCAGGUGGUGAUUCUGUUAAUGAAUUUUGUGUUGUUUGCAUCUUUGUCUUUGUUAUGAUAGCUGGACUUCUCAGUGAAUUAAUUGGGCAACAUUUUGCUAUGGGACCUAUAAUUUUAGGCCUGGCUGUUCCAGAAGGGCCACCUUUAGGCACAACUUUGGUUAGGAAAAUGGAGACAAUCUGUUUAGCAUUUCUUUAUCCAAUAUACCUUGCUGUUAAUGGAUUGCAAACAGAUAUCUUCAGAAUUGAUGCAAGAUCUGCGUGGAUUGUGAGUGUCGUAGUGAUGUUGGCUUUCAUUGUGAAGAUUGGUGCUGUGAUGUUGCCAGGAUAUUAUUCCAAUGUAUCCUUGAAAGAAUCUUGUGUGAUUGGACUUCUUCUAAAUGGAAGAGGUAUAGCUGAGCUUACUAUGUACAAUAUGUGGAAGGGAAGCAAGCUACUAUCCGAUCAAGAGUUCUCUUUGAUGGUGGUCCAAAUUUUAGUAAUAAAUGUUAUCAUAACACCACUCAUAAAAUUGUUAUAUGAUCCUUCAGAACAGUAUCAUACUGGAAGAAGAUGUUCAAUUCAACACACUAGGAGAGAUUCUGAGCUUAGAAUCAUGGUUUGCAUUUACAACAAUGAAAACAUACCCACAAUCCUCAACCUCUUGGAAGCAUCCUAUGCAAGUAGAGAGAGCACGGUUGCAGUUAUAGCACUAGUCCUAGUAGAGCUUCUUGGAAGAGCUAGGCCUAUUCUUGUUGCUCACCAACCCCAUGAUACACUUCGCUCAAUGUCAUGCAAUUCAAAUCACAUUGACAAUGCUUUGAGGCAAUAUGCACAGCAAAAUGAAGGCCUUGUAUCAGUUCAGUCUUUCACUUCAAUCUCCAACUUUGACACAAAAUAUGAUGACAUUUGCCGAAUAUCACUUGAUAGAAGAGCCAACAUUUUGAUCUUGCCUUUCCACAAGAGGUGGGAAAUUGAUGGAAGUGUUGAGGUAACACAAAGGUCUAUCCAAAUCAUGAAUGUUAAAGUCCUUGAAAGGGCACCAUGUUCAGUGGGAAUUCUAGUUGAUAGGGGUAUAUUGAGUGGUUCUCCAUCACUCUUAAUGGCUAAAGCAACAUUCUAUGUUGCUGUGUUGUUCAUCGGGGGUGCUGAUGAUGCUGAGGCACUAGCAUAUGGUACUAGGAUGGCUAGGCAUGAAUGUGUGAGUGUAACAGUGGUUAGGUUCCUUCUAUUUGGUGAGGAGAACUCUAAAGACAGAAAACGUGAUAGUGAUCUUAUUGAUGAAUAUAGAUACUAUAAUGCUGGAAAUCGUAGGUUUGAAGUCAUUGAUGAAGUGGUGAAAGAUGGUAUAGAGAUGUCAACAUGUAUAAGAAGAUUUAUAGAUUAUUUUGAUCUCGUGAUGGUGGGUAGGGAGCAUCAAGAUUGUGCUAUGCUUCAAGGACAUGACCAAUGGAGUGAGUGUCCAGAGUUAGGGGUCAUUGGGGACAUGCUAGCUUCACAAGAUUUUGUGACUAAGGCAUCAGUGUUGGUGGUGCAACAACAGAGAAUAAGAGGGAGAUUUGUGAAACAAUCACUGAAUGCAAUGCCAAAUCAAAGAGAUCAAUUGGUACAUGAUUUUCCAAUUGAUGAAACAUCAAGACCCUCGUGUACUAUUUCAGUGGACAGAUGUGAGAAAAUGUAG